Molecule: messenger RNA, 1776 nt
Organism: Anoplophora glabripennis (Asian longhorned beetle)
Lineage: Eukaryota; Metazoa; Arthropoda; Insecta; Coleoptera; Cerambycidae
Product: arrestin domain-containing protein 3-like
Exons: 11
Coding region: 256-1464 (402 amino acids)
Biological process (GO): protein transport
Cellular component (GO): cytoplasm
Source: RefSeq, a predicted model, not a curated record
GAUCUACAAUAGGUAAUAAUCCGUUAGGUACAUUUUUAGUUAUAAUUAACGUUAUAUUGCGGCAGAUUGUUAAUUUUGUGGAACUUCCCGAUGCACUGGCAAUAGAAACAGUGUACUUAACGAUGUAAACAGCUUGGUAGGUCAGAACUACAACAUCCAGUAUACUCCCAAGUCCUAUUUAAACCACAAGACAUUUAACACUCUGUUGCAUUUUGUGACGCGGUGUUGUGCAAUAGAUUUAGCCGGCGUUAGAAAAUGUCAUCCUGUCUGAUACAGUUGGAUAAUUUCCAAGGCCUAUACUGCGCAGGAAAUGUCAUAGCAGGGAGGGUGAUCUGUUCAUUCAAUAAAACCAAAUCCAUAGGAGGGAUCAAACUGAAACUGGAAGGACAAGAACACAACUCAUGGACUGGUACUGAAAGUUACUACGACCACAUCAAUAAAAGGCAACAGACAAGGACGAUUUAUUUCAAUGGGCAGAAUACGUUUUUGCGCAACGACAUUGUUCUGCAUGGUGGAGGAACUUUGGGGCCAGGCAGAUUCGAAUUACCCUUCACCUUCCAACUGCCCUCUAAUAUUCCUGGUACCUACCAGGGUCACUAUGGAGGGAUCUUUUUUACGCUCACCGCCAAUGUCGACAGGUCCUUCAAUAUGAACUAUAAGGACACCAUACAGAUCAUAGUAGCUUCCCUCAUAGACUUCAAUCAUAUGAGAGGCUUAAUCCAGCUGGAACCAGUCGCUUAUUCCGUUGAUAAAACCAUAUGCUGCUGCUGUUGCGCUAGUGGUCCCAUAACCAUGGCAGUGCAUCUAGAGAAAGAAGCGUUUGUGGUGGGGGAAGUAGCUAAUAUCAGGGUGGAUAUAUCUAAUAUGUCCAACGAAAAUAUUGAGGGGGUCAAUGUUAAACUGAGCAUGAAAAUUCAAUCUAUGGUCACGUACCCGAGGCAUGACUGCAGGUACGACUCUGUGAUCUUAGCGAUGCAAAGCGACACAGGUGUUGGUGCACAUGCGGAGAGAACCUACAAUUUCGGUCUGAAGAUUCUCGAUACCACACAAGUGCCCAAUUUUAGCAUUUGCCAGCUCUUCAGUCAGAAGACCAAGUUAAAAGUAACCGCAGUUAUACCGGGAGUUCAUUCCAACAUGGACGUCGAGACUUACAUCACCAUGGGUCACGUGCCGAUCCUUGGUUCGUCACAGAACCCAGGGCAGUAUUUACCAAGCACAUACCCACCUAAUAUUUACCCGCCAAAUUCGCAUCCGACCAUUCGUGAGGGAAUUUCCACUCCAGCGGGGUCCGUCGCGCAGCAAGGGGUUGGUGCUGGACCCAGCGCUCCUCCCUCGGAGGGCGGACUUUCCAAAAUUGGGAUGGGAGGGAAUGAGCUUCCUAUACAAGGAUCAGAUGAUCCCUGGUCCCCAGAGUCGCCACCACCUUCCUAUAGCGAAGCUGUACCAUAUGCAGCAAAACAAUGAGGACAGUGUUGACUGCCAAUGCAUUUUAUUAUUUUCAACUUUACGAAGUCAUUGAGGUGGAAAGAGACAAGAUGCAGUUAGGAAUAACAUUGGUGAUUAUUGGACCAUAUGACCGAUGUUUUCCAUUUUGAUUGACCUAUGAUUACAAAUAUUGGAUUUCUUUUCAUGAGGUUUUAGUUAAACAUAAUAUUAAAGAACACAGUUUACUUGUCAGAGCUUUUUAACCAGUUUUUGGUUGAUAAAAAUAAAUAAUUCUUCUAGUCCCUUAGUUAUAUAAAUUAAAUAUAAUUUUAUAUAAAUUUUAUUUAGGUG